UUACAUGUUGAGAUUUUUUAUUCCACUCCCAAACAAAACCAAUGUGAAGAACAAACCCAAAGAAAAAAACACAACAAUAACUUCACUUUUUGUGUUUUUAUUUUACCUAUAUCCAAUGUUGCACUCUUAUUUACACUAUAAUCACAAGUUUCUCUUCCCAAAUCUACCUGUUUCUCUCACCACACACCAUUUUUCUUCACCAUCACCCCUUGUUCAUGACUUUGUCCAUAGACCAACAUGUAAUUCUCACACUGUUUCUGUUUCUGCCAUUAAUCCUCUUCAUGUUGAACUUUCACCGUGGCUAACCAAAUUAACUACAUCAACAGUGGAAUUAGGCACCGUUUUUGAUGCUAUUGAUGACUCUUCUUUGAAUCAAGUUACUUUCAGUGUUAUUCUCAGUGCAGCCAUUGCUGUGUUGUUCUUUCCCACUAUCCAACGCAGGAUCAAAACAGCAAAACAACUGAAAUAUAGGUCUUCUGGAGUAAAGAAGUCAUCAUUGAAUAGAUCAAAAAGUUCUAAGAAGUCCAAUAAACGGCCUUCACCAGAUCAAGCAUUCUUGGGAGCAAUUAUAGCGGGUGUUAUUGCAGUCAUUCUCUAUAGAUUCACAACUACUAUUGAAGCAUCACUAUAUCGCCAAUCAAUUUCAGAUAAUUUUUCGGUUCGCCAGAUAACAAUCACCAUAAGGACAGUGAUAAAUGGGUUGUGUUACCUUGCUACAUUUGUGUAUGGCAUAAACUCUUUUGGUUUAUUGCUUUAUUCUGGACAACUUGCCAUCAACACCUAUGUGAAAGAGUCAUCAAGUGAGAAAAAAAGUAGUGACAGCAAAAUUAUGGAGCAGUCAGUUUUAUCAAAUUCAUCAGAUGAAGAUCAAAGUUCAAAUAAUUCACAGUAAUCAAAGUUCGGUUUUUGGCACAUUUUGGAUAUUUAGUAAGUGUUUAGGGUACUGUGUUUAUAUACAUGUGCAUAAUAUUUGUAAAUAGAGAUACUAGCAUUUACACUCGUUUCCACAAUUUUACAUA
Molecule: messenger RNA, 1019 nt
Organism: Vicia villosa (hairy vetch)
Lineage: Eukaryota; Viridiplantae; Streptophyta; Magnoliopsida; Fabales; Fabaceae
Exons: 4
Coding region: 5-892 (295 amino acids)
Cellular component (GO): chloroplast thylakoid membrane
Source: RefSeq, a predicted model, not a curated record